UAUUUUAAUCCAACACUCUUAUCCUCUUUAUGUGCGUUCCUUUUUAGCUUGUGAUACUGCUUUUCUCUUUUCUGCUUUUCCCUUCCUCAUUGGACAAAACACUUUCUGUUCCCAGCCAUGGCACCAUUUUCAGUGAAGGUUAAAUUAAAACUGGGCUGCUGUGAUCCUCUACACACGGCACUCAGGCUCUAAUUCAAUCAGGACGGGUGACAGAAAAGACUUGGGGAAUGCGGCCCUCUGUGGUGAAAUACUUUGAAGCCGCUGCGGUUGCUGCUGGUAACCGCGGCGGCCUCGAUUCGGCCGGCAGCUCUGCCUGGAAAAGGUGGACACAGAGAGCGAGAGAAUUUCCAGUUCAUUGACUUAUAAUUGGAUACUUGACAAACACACUUGUCUGAAAGGGACAAGCUGGCAAUGAAUGAUAAUGCUAAUGAAAUUAAAGCUAUUCAUUAGUUGUUUUGAAGUGGUCCAGGCCCGGUGCUCAACCCUUGAUUCACAGUCCAGUGGAACAAACCAUUCUGUCAAAAAGCGAAGGGUGGGAGGCGUCAGGGAGUAGAAAAACAACAUGUCACCUAUAAAGAAGUGUAAUAACAGUAACUAACUGUGUGUGUGUUUGUGUGUGUGUGUGUGUGUGUGUGUGUGUGUGUGUGUGUGUGCGUGUGUGUCCCAAAACAAAAGCAUUCCCAGCCCAUCGUUGGUGUAAACUCUUGAUAUACAGUAUCUUCGUUUUUUUUCUAUUUGUAUAAAGACGUGUAAGACAAAGCGCCACUGAGUGAUGUCCCCCAUCGCACAAUGAUGUUGCCACGGCGCCGAGGCCAAGACUCCAGCAUGGGUCUGGUUCUCGGGCCCCUGGUGUCGCCAGUGUUGAUGCCAGUGUGGGAAUGCCAGAGCUGUCCGUCACACACACACAUAUACACGCACACACACACACAAACAUUUCAAGCAGCUUUUUGAAGGAGUCUGGUUUGCUUUUCAAGAUGCAGGAAAGUAGAAAGGAGCAGCAGAUAUGCAGCAGAGUAGACCUCUGUGUUUGUCUGGAUUUAAACCCAAAGCCAGAUACAUACCUAAUGAAUCUGAACUGAUUUAUUUUUUAUGUUUUUGGGUCUUUGCAUCUGAUUGUGCGCGUGUGAUGCCAUUCAAGUUCUCCAAAGACAAGUUCUGGUUGGAGCCACCGUCGGAGAAACUGAAGAAGCAGCUGGAGGAGGAGCUGAAGCUGAGCGGCAGCAACCUGAAGAGCCACGCCUGGUACCACGGACCGAUCCCCUGGGAGGUGUCCGAGAGUCUGGUCGUAAAUCCCGGUGACUUCCUCGUCAGGGACUCUCAGUCAAGCCAGGGCGACUUUGUCCUCACCAGCCACUGGGAGAAGAAAACACUUCACUUUGUCAUCAGGAAGACGAUGGUUCAGUCCGGUGAGACAUACACUCGGGUCCAGUACAGCCUGGAGGACGAGGCCUUCGACUCUUUACCGGCUCUUGUUCAUUUCUACGUGGGGAGCAAGGCGGCUCUGACCCGGUGGAGCAAAGCUCAGAUUCACCGGCCUGUGAACAGGACGCUGCCUCUCAGCUACCUGGAGACAUCCUUCUGGACCGCCGUCAGCCCCCCGUCCUGUCACAAAGGGCUAAAAAAUGGCAGCGUGAGCGGAGAGGAGAGGGUCUGUCCCAGAAGUCCUUCAUUUCUGCACCACAGGGAGGCCGAUGUACACAGGGAACAGGAUGAGCGGCUUCUGAUGACUGCUGGAGAAUCCUCUGUCUCUACUCUGUACAACACCCCACAGUCUAGAAGCCCUAACAGUAGCCGGGCAGCCAGCGUGGCUCCAUCCCCGUCCCUCUCCAGGCGCUUUGAUACCGGCCGACCCCUGUCCUCUCCCAAAAGCACCCUCCGCAGACAGUGUAACAACAGACCCCAACCUCUUCUGAACCAGGACUCCCCGUCCUCUGAUGCUGGUGGAAGCUGCUACACAGAGCUGCACCCUGGCCCCCACAGCUACGUGGAGAGGCUGCGGGUGGAGGAAGGGUCAGCGGGCAUCGAUCAGCUGAGGUUGGAGGACGGGAACGUGUACUUCUCGCCAGUGGUGGAGGCGGUCUCGUCUUUCAAACCGAGCAGGUAUCUGUCGCCGCUGAUGCCCAAGGAGAAUAAGCCUUUGGAAGUGGGCAUCCUGCGGAGAGUGAAGGAGCUGCUGGCAGAGGUCGACCCCAGGACAGCGGCCAAACAGAUCACCAAGGCUGACUGCAUGGUGGCCAGAAUUCUGGAGGUGACCCCGGAGGUGCAAAGGAUGAUGGGAGUUAGUUCUGGGAUGGAGCUGCUUACGUUACCACAUGGCACACAGUUAAGACUGGACCUACUGGAGAGGUUCCAAACCAUGGCGAUCAUGCUGGCUGUGGAUGUGUUGGGCUGCACAGGGACGACUGAGGAGCGGGCCGGCCUGCUACAUAAAAUCAUCCAAAUCGCAGCUGAGCUCAAGAGCACCAUGGGCAACAUGUUCGGGUUUGCUGCCUUCAUGAGAGCUCUAGAGCUGCCGCAGGUGUCUCGUUUGGAGCAGACCUGGACGGCGUUACGGCAGCGACACACAGAGGGGGCUAUUCUCUACGAGAAAACUCUGAGGCCGUUCAUGAAGAGCCUGAAUGACGGGAGAGAAAGCUGUCCGCUGUCCAGCACCACCUUCCCCCACGUCCUACCCCUCCUGUCUCUGCUGGAGAAGAGCAUAGCGGUGGGUGAGGGGACAGAGCCGUGGGAGACGGUGGAAGUCGGGGUGGACGUGGUCAUGUUCCACCUGGGGGCGGCGAGGACCAUCGCUCAGCUGGGGGGCAUCUACCGCUCCAACGCUGAGAGCAAACUGCAAGGAUUCCAGGAGCAGGCGGAGAUCCUGGAGCUCUUCCUGACCGACUUCCAGAUGAGGCUGCUGUGGGGGAGCAGGGGAGCCGAGGAGAGCCAGGAUCUGCGAUACGCCAAGUUUGACCAGGUGCUGACAGCCUUGUCCAACAGGCUGGAGCCGCCUGUACGACCGUGCUGACCCAAGACCUGUUUUUAAUGGCUUAGUUUAUCCGGGAUGAGCUCAGAAACACAUAGAUGCAGAUGAUGGUGGAGGCACUGGAAGUAUAAAGUAAGACAGCACCCUGGAGGACAGAAGAGGCAAACCGAGAAGCUACAAAAUGUACAGUUCAGCUCCUGCUUUGGUGCUUUUUUUCCCAAACUGUAUUUUCAUUUACCAAAAUCUAUAUUCUUUUUAAUAUUUUUUUGGGCUUUUCUGCCUUUAAUGGAUAGGACAGGUGAGAAAGGGGAGAGAGAGAGA
Molecule: messenger RNA, 3286 nt
Organism: Perca fluviatilis (European perch)
Lineage: Eukaryota; Metazoa; Chordata; Actinopteri; Perciformes; Percidae
Gene: sh2d3cb
Product: SH2 domain containing 3Cb
Exons: 9
Coding region: 1004-3007 (667 amino acids)
Biological process (GO): positive regulation of peptidyl-serine phosphorylation; small GTPase-mediated signal transduction
Molecular function (GO): guanyl-nucleotide exchange factor activity; phosphotyrosine residue binding
Source: RefSeq, a predicted model, not a curated record